Molecule: messenger RNA, 1200 nt
Organism: Colletotrichum aenigma
Lineage: Eukaryota; Fungi; Ascomycota; Sordariomycetes; Glomerellales; Glomerellaceae
Product: Heterokaryon incompatibility protein 6, OR allele
Exons: 3
Coding region: 1-1200 (399 amino acids)
Source: RefSeq, a predicted model, not a curated record
AUGUGUCUCUAUGCAGUUGACGACGUCAAUCACCCCAUCCAAGUGAGCUUGGAGGUGAACGAUGACCUCCGUUAUCAUGAAUACGAAACGGUAUCCUAUACAUGGGGUGGCGAGAAUGGAGAUAGUCGCCUCAAUCAACCGGUUUACAUCGGACCAUUUUGGGAUAUUCUUCUUCAGACCCAUAACUGUUGGGAGAUGCUGAGGCACAUGCGACCGUGGAAAGGUGUCCGAACCAUCUGGGUGGACGCAAUCUGCAUUGAUCAGACUGAUAUGCAAGAAAGACAAGAGCAAGUUGCCAAGAUGGGUCGGAUUUACGAGAAAGCCCGUCAACUUGUCAUCUACCUCGGACCUGACCUGGUCCCUCCGACAUCGACAUCGUCACCAUAUCCCAAAAGACACCAUCUACAAGAGCUCAACAGUCUUGCAGAGAAACCACAACUGCCGUCGGCAUCGUUGAGUUCCUCAAGACAGUGGACGUUAUCCGAUGUCCUCAGGAGACAAUAUUUCCGACGUCUUUGGAUCAUCCAAGAACUUAUCAUGUCAAGAAACAUUACCCUCCGUGUCGGCGACAUAGAGUUCAUCGUUGAUCAGGCGGUCUGCUCCCAGGUAGUUCAAGCCUGCGAUAUGCCAUGGUUUGCUUUCAUAACACGAAAGUCAAUAGGUGAUCAGUCGGGAAACAAUCUUCGGGCAGCUGUCGAAUUCGUGGAUGCUUCACGAGCCUCAGAUCCCCGCGAUAAGAUCUUCGGUAUCUUGGGCUUGAUUGAUACAGGCGAGCGUCGCAUAGUCCCGGCAUAUUCCAUCUCCUUCAGACACCUCGUCAUUGGUUACUACGCUUAUUAUCUGCUUACCAAGAGGGAUCUUCGUGUUUUAUUUCACGCAUCUGGGCGGCGGGCACCAGAAGGGAUGCCUUCUUGGGCGCCUCCCGCUCAGUAUGAUGCGUCCGGAACCAUCAACAGAGGCGUCGUCUUUUUAGAAGUGUUUCAGAGCAUCCUUGAUGCGGAAAAGAGCGGUUCAUCGGUAGAAUUUUUCAAGGUCUACUUUCAAGCGGUUCGAGAAUUCCACCCACAACUGAUUCAAUGGAAGAGCCGACGAAGGGAUACAGAUGAUGAUGAAGACAGGAUCAUAGACCUGGUGCAGUUGAGAUUCGAGCCGAAUCAAUACGAAAUACUGGAAAGCAUCCUUGAUAUGAUUCAGGGCUGA